UGCUCACGUGUCUACUCCAUAAAGCCAGAAAAGAAAAACCGUAACGUAAAAUAAAAACUAGAAACCAAACACCAAAAACCCUUAGGAUCUAAAAAUCGAUCGAAAGCCGAAAGCCAAACAAUGUUUAUGUUAUUGCAACUCGGAUAAUGGAACUCACCGAUUCAAGCGAUAUUACAACUCGCUCACCUCUAUUCAUUGAUCUCAAUGAAAUUCCUUCCUCUUCUACUUCAUCUCCACCUUCCAUUGCCCGACCCGACCCCGAAUCCAACAAAAGACCGAAACCGGACGAGUUUGAUUCUCUCGACAUAGUCCGCUCCUUCCACGAGAAUCAGGACCCGGCGACAGGGAUCGCCGCUGGAUUGCCGGAGGAGGAGAAGCUACUAGUAUGCGGCGCGUGUGGGAAGCCGGAGGCGCGUGAAAAAGAUGAGGUGGUGGUUUGCGAUGGUUGUGAGCGAGGGUUUCAUUUACUAUGUGCAGGAAUGCAUGGUAAAGAAGAAGUGAUGAAGUUUUUGGAUUGGAUAUGUGGAGACUGUGUUAAUAACGGUAUUAAGAGUAAACGAUGGCCAUUAGGUGUUAAUAAGAGUAAGAAAAUGAUUUUGGAUAUUAACGCUUCUCCUCCCAGCGAUUGUGACGGUGAUGGUGAUGGUGACGAGGAGCGUGCUUAUUUGAGGAAGCACGCUCUGGGUGAUAAUUCUUUCAGUGGAAAUACAUUUGGUGCCCCAGUGGCAUACUCUAACCGUUUGUAUGUGGGGAAUGGAUUUGGUCCUUUUGACUUUAGAAAAGCUUCUGGGCUUAUGAUGAAGGCUUUCAAGGUGGGUGUUGAAGAUAUAUUGCAUCAUGCACAGACUGUGGAUAGAAGUUUAGAGGAGAUAGAUUUAGGUUUCCCUCUAGGAAGGUUUAGGAGUAGUAACAGUACAGCCAAUAAAUUACCAUCACGAAGUCCAAAUGAGAUUCUUCUGCAGGGUCUUAGAGAAUUCAUUUCUGAAAGGCAUGGCAUAUUGGACGAAGGUUGGCAUGUAGAAUUAAAAAAUUCCGUGAGUGGUUGUGAAGUAUUUGUAGCCUAUUGUUCUCCAGAUGGGAAGACAUUUGGUUCAAUGGCUGAGGUUGCUUGUUAUCUUGGGCUGACACCUAGUACUAGAAGUGAUGGGUCUCCUUCUUUGCAAGAAAGGUUGCAUUUACCCAAAAAGAGAAAGACAAAGAGAUUUUCACUUGCCAAUGGUUAUGCUGAAACUAAACAAGCUUUGAUAAAUGGCUAUCACAAGGGGCUGUUGUCCAAUGGUCAAAGCAUAGAAAUUGGUGAUUCUAAGUUUGGUAAAGUUACGGAAGCUAAUAUGGAAGAAGAGGAUAUUGCCAAGUCUCUGCCAUCAGAUGAAGGACUUCCUCUCCAGUUUGAAGAUUUCUUUGUUAUAUCUUUGGGAAAAAUUGAUGGGAGACCUUCAUAUCAUGGUCCUCAGCUGAUUUGGCCUGUAGGUUAUAGAUCCUGUUGGCAUGACAGAGUUACUGGUUCUCUUUUCAUAUGUGAAGUGUUGGAUGGUGGUGAUUCUGGACCUAUCUUUAAGGUCAGGAGGUUUUCUUGCUCAUCCAUACCUAUUCCUGUUGGUUCAACAAUCUUAUAUAGAAGAAAUCCUUACCAGUUUGCUGGUCAAAACAGCAAAGAGUAUAAUGAUGUAAUUAAUUAUGAUAUGGACCGCGACAAUGAUGGCAGUAUUGAGAUGAUUCUUGCAGAUAGUUCCCCACCAACAGAAGAUGAUAUUAUGACUUGCCUUAGCUAUACUUCAAAAAAAGUUUGCGAUGUUCGGACGUCAGACUGCUUGCAGCGUAGUUCCCUUCAUAACAGGUGUGGAGACCUUUCAUCCUAUAAUUUAGGUUCAGAAGAUGAGAUUGGUGAUUUCUCAGUGGAAGAACGUUCAUCAUCUUCUGCUUGGAGAUUGGCGUCUCAGAAAUUAAUUGAUGUUUACUCUGAAAUAUGUAAGCAGAAAGGUAUUCUUAAGUUAUACUGCAAGCAUGUUGAUAAUAAAAUGGGGUCAUCGACUUGGGAUAUUGAGGAUAAGAGGAGUAUAAUAAGUUUUGCUUCAUUGGCCAAAUUUUGCAGUUCCCCCAGCUUGGUAGGCAUCCCAUUCGAAUACCAGGUUGAGGUUGAUAAUUUGGCUACUGCCCUGUCAAAAUGGUUGGAUCAGGACAGAUUUGGGCUUGACACAGAUUUUGUGCAAGAAGUUAUAGAACAGCUCCCUGGUGUUGAUGCAUGUUCAAAGUAUGAAUUUCUAGCUAAUAGAAGUAAUUAUUCUGUCUCCUUGACAGUCGGAAAUGGACUCUUAUCAGCUAAAAGGAAAGAUGCAGCAGAGUUAGAUGAGUCAUUUCAAAGAUGCAAAAAACCCAGACUAGGAAAAGACCAUGAGACAGAUGAUCGUUAUCUACCUCCAGGGAGGCUAUUAUGCUCUAAGAUUCCACCUAUCCUUGUUGGUGACUUAUAUCAGGUAUGGGAGUUAUUAUGGCGAUUCCAUGAAAUAUUGGGUUUGGAAGAGCCUUGGUCAUUAAGGGAACUUGAAGAAGAGCUUGUCAAUCCUUGGUUUGAUUGUGCAAGUCUUUCAAAGAAUCUUCAAAGGAAGGUCAGUGGAAGUCAAGUAAUACAUAUAGAUAAAGCUGAUGGAACGAGUGGACCGAUCUCUUCUCCCUGCCAAGAACCGUUGAAGGCUGUUAGUGAGGAUACUACACAUGUGUUCAUACAAGUGGAAAAAGGAGGGACCAACGAAUCAGUACAAUAUGGAUUUGCAUCUGGCACUCAGAGCAAAUGCUGUGAUGUAACAUUAACAGAGGUUCACGGUUCACUGCUGUCUGUGCUAAUUAGAGAACUGCAGGCCAAAGUUGCUGUUCUUGUUGAUCCGAAUUUUGACUCUGGAGAAUUAAAAUCAAAGCGUGGAAGGAAGAAAGAUGUUGACAGCUCAACUCUGAUUAGAAGAAGUAAGUGUAAUACUCUUCCUAUUAAUGCUUUGACUUGGCCAGAAUUAGCUCGGAGAUAUAUUUUGGCCGUCUUGUCCAUGGAGGGUAAUCUUGACUCUACUGAGAUUACUGCUCGUGAAAGUGGUAAAGUGUUUCGCUGCUUGCAAGGUGAUGGUGGCGUGCUUUGUGGCUCACUUUCGGGAGUUGCAGGGAUGGAGGCAGAUGCACUUCUGCUUGCAGAGGCUACAAGGCAAAUUUAUGGUUCAUUGAUGAGGGAAAAUGAUGUUCUUAUCAUAGAGGACGAAGUGACUGAUGCAAGUGAUUCUUGUGAGAAGAACAGUGUGAAGGAUGGUAAUAUUCCAGAGUGGGCACAGAUGCUAGAACCUGUUAGAAAGCUACCCACCAAUGUUGGGACUAGAAUCAGAAAGUGUGUUUAUUUAGCAUUGGAGAAAUGUCCUCCAGAAUGGGCAAAAAAGAGAUUAGAGAAUUCAAUUAGUAAGGAAGUCUACAAGGGCAAUGCAUCAGGUCCUACUAAGAAAGCUGUUCUUUCAGUGCUAGCAGAUGUAUUGGGUGAAGGAUUGUCUCAGAAAUCCAAUAAUAGAAAUAAAAGAAAGAUUACUGUCCCUGUAUCUGACAUCAUUAUGAAACAAUGUCGCAUUAUACUGCGUCAUGCUGCUGCUGCGGAUGAUGCAAAAGUUUUCUGCACUUUACUGGGAAGAAAUCUAAUAAAUUCUUGCGACCAUGAUGAUGAGGGGCUUCUUGGAUAUCCAGCCAUGGUUUCCCGACCUCUAGAUUUUAGGACCAUUGAUUUGAGAUUGGCAGUUGGAGCAUAUGGCGGAUCACAUGAAUCUUUUCUUGAGGAUGUUCGAGAGUUAUGGAACAAUGUACGAACUGCAUUUAGGGAUCAGCCUGACGUGAUUGAAUUGGUUGAGACACUGUCACAAAAUUUUGAAUCACUGUAUGAAAAGGAGGUGGUCACUCUCGUUCAGAAAUUUGAAGAAUUUGCGAAAUUGGAUCGUCUGAGUGCAGAAACUAAAAAAGAUUUAGAUAUAGUUUUGGCAUCAACAAAUGAGAUCCCGAAAGCUCCUUGGGAUGAAGGUGUCUGCAAAGUAUGCGGUUUUGAUAAGGAUGACGACAGCGUUCUAUUAUGUGAUACAUGUGAUGCUGAGUAUCAUACUUAUUGCUUAAAUCCUCCACUUGCAAGGAUUCCUGAAGGAAACUGGUAUUGUCCGUCUUGUGUUUCUGUACGUAUGGUUCAAGAGGCAUCAGUUAGUACUCAGGUCAUUGGCCAAACUAGCUGUAAAAAGUAUCAGGGGGAAAUGACCCGUAUUUACUUGGAGACUCUUGUUCAUUUAGCAUCUGCAAUGGAAGAAAAAGAUUAUUGGGAUUUUGGCGUAGAUGAGCGCACCUUCCUUCUUAAGUUUCUUUGUGAUGAAUUGCUCAACUCAGCUCUUGUUCGUCAGCACCUUGAGCAGUGUAUGGAAAGUACAGCUGAAGUGCAGCAGAAAUUGCGUACAUUAUAUGCUGAAUGGAAAAACCUCAAGUCCAAGGAAGAAUUUAUGGCUCUGAAAUCUGCAAAGAUGGGUACUGGUGCAUCUGGUGAAGUAAAGGAAGGGCUUGUUUCUGCAUUAAAAGAUCAGGGGAAAUCUGUUGGACAGCCACCUGUUUUGGGUGAUAAGCCUAGCGACUGUUGUGCCCCCUCUGAUGAUGUAUCUGCAGUAGAUGGAAGUCCAGAGGGAAAUGGAAUUAAUGGCUUUGAUAAACACCCUUCUGAAAUAAAUUAUGAGAAGAAGCCUAGUCACGACAGCCAGAACAUUGAUUCUACCAAUAACCAUGGCCCAGUGAAAGAUAUGCAUGAUGCCAUGGAGGGCAGCAAUGACCCUUCUAAAGAAAACAGUAAACCCUUGGGACCAAGUCAGUUGCCUUUAUCAAAUCAUUCAACAGAAAUAGAUCAGAUGGAUGAAGCUCCCUGCGAGGGUAGUCUGCAAACAUAUAUGGAGAGGGACUCUUCAACUCUUCAGCCACCUUCAGAUCAUCCAGGAUUUUCUCUCUCAUCAGACAUGAACGCUCUUGUUGUUUUGAAUUUGCCGUCUGUUACUAUGAAUGAGUCACAAGCCUACCAUACUGAUGUGAGCGCCAUAAAGGAUGACAUUCUUCGUCUGCAGAAUUUGAUUAGCAGCAUGGAGUCGCAACUUUCGAAACAGUCUUUGCGGAGGGAGUUUCUGGGUAGUGAUUCCAGAGGUCAUUUAUACUGGGCUUCAGCAACACCUAAUGGGCAUCCUCAAAUUGUGGUGGACAGGAGUUUGACAUUUCAGCACAGGAAAAUAUCACAUCACAGGCUGGGCAAUAGUUCAGUGCUGCAGCAUUCUUCUUCAUCUGGCAUAGACGCUUGUUUGAAUUUGGAGGGUUCAAGAGCUUGUUUUCCGUUCCUGUUUAACCCAAAUGGUACUUUGUCUAUGAGUUCAGCAUGGGUUUCAUAUGAAACUGAUGCAGAGAUUGAGGAGCUUAUUGGCUGGUUGGGGAACAAUAACCAGAAGGAAAUUGAGCUGAAAGAGUCAAUUAUGCAAUGGCUAAAGCUAAGAUUCCAAGAGAGUCAAAGGAUUAGAGACCCAGUUCAGGAAGAAUGCCGAGCUGGUUUGUCAACAAUCAGGAACAAUGAUCAAACUGCAUUUUCUAAUUGUCUUACCAAGGCUACCUUGCUUCUGGAGAAGAAUUAUGGUGCCUUUGUUGAAUUAGACACCAGUGACAUGUUGAAGAAACGAGGAAAGAAGACCAGAGGUACCAAUGAAGAGAAGACAUACCGCUGUGAUUGUUUAGAGCUGAUUUGGCCCUCCAGAAACCAUUGUUACUCUUGCCAUAGAACAUCCUCCAAUGAUGUGGAAUUUGAGGGGCAUAGUGAUGGUAGGUGCAGUUCAGUUCCACAAUCCCGUGAGAAAAGUGAAGAAACUAAUGACUCUUUAAAAGGAAGGGGGAAUGUGAAAGCUGAGGUCACUUGGAAAGAGAAAAAAAGUGAAAUAGACAAGCUUCAUUCUUCCAUGGGUGGUCUGUCUGAGCUUCGUGCAAGGUUGAUUAAGUUUCAAAAUGAAGGGAUAAAUUGUCCCUAUGACCUUUUAGACAUAUGUUCCAAGUUUGUUACUGAAGAUUCCAACAAAGAAUUGGUGCAGGAUAUUGGUCUUAUUGGGUCAAAUGGGAUUCCCCCAUUCGUCACAUCCAUUUCUCCAUACCUCAGUGAUUCCAUCUCUGUGUUGAUAUCACCUGAGAAUAAUACUAGAAUUCCAGGUGAUGAGUGUAAUGUUGAUGAGAGGCAGGUAUUUCCACAAGGCAACUGGAAUGAAAACCGUGCAGUUCUUCAGAGCUCAUCUGACAAUUCUACCAGGAAAACUUCUAUAAAUGAAAUUGGCGAAGUAUUAAAAACCAAUAAGCCUCCUUUGGGAUGCUUGCAACGAAGGGGGAAAAAGUCCUCUUUAGGUAAAUGUUUCCCUGAGAUGGGACCUGGUUGCUGCUGUGUAGUUCCAGAGUCUUCAUUAAUGCCAUUAGUUGGUAAAGUUUCAAGUAUCUUAAGGCAACUAAAGAUCAAUUUGCUUGACAUGGAAGCUGCACUUCCUGAAGAAGCCUUGAGACCAGCAAAGGGACAGUUGGGAAGGAGGUGGGCCUGGCGUGCGUAUGUUAAAUCUGCAGAGUCAAUAUAUCAGAUGGUCCGAGCAACAAUUAUGUUGGAGGAGAUGAUUAAGACAGAGUAUUUGCGGAAUGAGUGGUGGUAUUGGUCGUCACUUUCUGCUGCUGCCAAAACUUCUACAGUUGCAUCCCUAGCUCUACGUAUAUAUUCCCUUGAUGCUUGCAUUGUGUAUGAGAAGAACUCCAAUUCAGAUCCAAGCGUGAAUUUGAAGCUUAGCAGCUUAGUCAACCAGAAGCCUGUCAAUGACAUGGAUUUGGUAGAAAAAUGCAGGGUAACCAGGAAAUCUAACAAGAAGAGGAAAGAACCCGAAGGCUGACCUUGGGAUAUGCAGUAUUGGAAUUAAUGGGGAAAUUUUGAUUGGCUUUGUAAUUGAAUCCAGAAAUAUGGAUGAGGGCAGCAGGAUAGCGUUGUUGGAGUCAUGGUAUCAAAAUGACAAUGUUGAUUGAAUUUGCUCAGAUGGACCUCUGCUGCCAAUUUUGCCACUGCUGAUUCUUGUGCAUGUAUAUAUACACAAGGCUGACGUGCUAACAGAUGGUGGGUUGUGAAGCUGAGCUUGUAGAAUUAUCUGCUUCAAAAUCGAAAGCACAGAGGGGAUCAGUAGAUUAACAAACAAUUUCCCAAUUUUGAACUGAUUUGGGCUGCGAUUUUCAUUUUACGGCUUGGAAAAUGAAAUGGAAAGAUGUUUUCUUGUCAGAGGAAGUUCCAUAUUCAUACAUGGACAAACAUGAUGUAAAAAGGGAGUAAAUUAAAUAGGAAAGAAAUGGAAAAGAUUUAUAACAAAGUAGAUUUAGGCAAUAAUUCAUUCUUUAUAGAUUUCAAUUUGUCUCUCUUAUAUGUUACAUAUCAGGGAGGAAUAAAAUUCAAGCACCUUGCGGUGGUUUCUCUUC
Ricinus communis (castor bean) is the source of this 7500-nucleotide messenger RNA. Its product is annotated as methyl-CpG-binding domain-containing protein 9. Lineage: Eukaryota; Viridiplantae; Streptophyta; Magnoliopsida; Malpighiales; Euphorbiaceae. Gene Ontology annotation, molecular function: DNA binding; protein binding. Gene Ontology annotation, cellular component: nucleus. The transcript has 10 exons. The coding region runs from base 147 to 6929 and encodes 2260 amino acids. The record is from RefSeq and is a predicted model, not a curated record.